Molecule: messenger RNA, 723 nt
Organism: Oikopleura dioica
Lineage: Eukaryota; Metazoa; Chordata; Appendicularia; Copelata; Oikopleuridae
Source: the annotation of a GenBank genome assembly
AUGUCGCUGCUUUCAAGAUGGUCGAAGUCGACCGAAAAUUUGAGGGAAAAGAGCAAAAAGUGGAACAUCGCGCCGAUUAACUUGAAAACGAAAACGAAGAAGAUCAAGGCGAACAAAUUGGCAAUCAGCAAACCGAUUGACUACACUCAUACAGCUGGAGUCGACAAAGAAAGAGACGAAUGUUUCACGAUAGACGAGUCCCAACGAAUCGUCUGCACAACCGCGGAAAUCCUCAAGCGCGAAAAAUCUCAACGUCAUCUUUCCCGCGACGCGAAACUCUCAGUCGUUCGCGAAAUUCCAGAGCGCGCUCGAGCCGCCAGUCCGAUGCGAAAAUCGACCAGCAGCGAGGACAUUUUCGCGGAUAUCGAGUCGAAAAUUGGCUCGAUGAAUAUUUUGGACGACAUCAUGUCGAUGCUGAAGGACACGUGCCCGAGUGUGGCGCAAGAGAGCGUCUUUUCGAGCUCUGCAUUGGACAGCACUUUCGACCAAUCAGACGGCACUUCACUCGCUGCUUCGACUUGCUACACGUCCGACACCGAAUCUCGCGGCACAGGAUACUCAUCUGCUUCCGUGGACGAAACUGAAUCCAUCACUAAAAGCAUCGCGCUGUCGAACGCGCGCCAUCGACGCAAGAAUCUCGCCGACCUGGCCUCCCAAAAAGACUCCUUCUACUCGACGACCGACAUUUCCCAGUGCGAAACCGACCGAGAAGUGCCUUUGUAA